Salvia splendens (bonfire salvia) is the source of this 1097-nucleotide messenger RNA. Its product is annotated as pectin acetylesterase 11-like. Gene Ontology annotation, molecular function: pectin acetylesterase activity. Gene Ontology annotation, biological process: cell wall organization. The transcript has 11 exons. Gene Ontology annotation, cellular component: plant-type cell wall. Bases 130 to 1089 code for a protein of 319 amino acids. The record is from RefSeq and is a predicted model, not a curated record. Lineage: Eukaryota; Viridiplantae; Streptophyta; Magnoliopsida; Lamiales; Lamiaceae.
UUCGCAAGUAAAGUCGGAACGAAAGAUUCAAGUUAAGGAAACUAAGCGAUCAAGGGUGGUGCGUGGUGUGAGAACACAACUUCUUGCCUCGAUAGAUCCACUAAUUCUCUUGGAAGUAGUGCUGAGCUUAUGUCGUUGAAGAAUGGUAGUGUACCCUUCGGAGGGAUGCUCGACCACAAUUCUACCUUUAAUCCCGAUUUCUACAAUUGGCACGUGUUCAAAAUCUUCUACUGUGACGGCUCGUCUUUCAUGUCCGAUGUUGAGAACGUAGACCCGAAGCACAACCUGACAUAUAGAGGUGCAAGAAUAUAUGAUGCAAUGAUGGACGAGCUGCUACGAAUCGGCAUGGGAAACGCUAAAAAUGCUCUAUUGUCGGGCACUUCGGCAGGUGGAUUAGCCACAAUUUUACAUUGUGACAAGUUUCAAGCACUUUUUCACAAUGCUACUAGGGUGAAGUGCAUAUCUGAUUCGGGCUUCUUUAUUCAUGGAGAGCAUUUUAUGGGAGCUGAUUGGAGAGAAGCUUUCUUCUUUGGUGUGGUAUCAACACAUGGUUUGAUGAAUACGUUACCCACAUCAUGCCUAUCCAAAUUUAGUCCAACUUUGUGUUUAUUUCCUGAAAAUGUGGUCCCAGAUAUCCAAACCCCACUAUUUUUAAUCGAAUCAGCAUUUGACUUAUAUCAGAUACAAACAAAUUUGUUCUCUCCGAGUGAUACUAGCCCGAGAUGGUACAAUUGCACCCGUAACUUGAUGUUUUGCAAUUGGACUGAGAUAAAAAUCAUGAAAGAUUUUAGGUACACAUUUAUAAACACGCUAAAAAGUACAAUUGCGGAUAGCUCCUCAAGGAGAGGCUAUUUUGUACAUAGUUGCUACCUACAUGGCCAUAUGAAUUACAAACGGUCCUCGACAUGCUCAUCGUUUGUUGGAAACGGACUUGCAAACAAAACAAUAGCACAAGCCGUGGGAGAUUGGUAUUUCGACCGGAGCGAGUUCCAGGAGAUGGACAUGCUCAAUGACUUGCCACGGUACUGCACUAGCACCGACGACCAACCUACUUUGGAGAAAAAGUGUAGGGAUUAUAUUCAUCGUUAGAUGCCAUG